AUGGGCCAACCCAAAAACAACCCCGUGCUGGUGCCAGCCCACAAAGGCAACCUCCCACUCAGACAGACCACCACGACGCAACGCCGGUCUCCCAGGUCGCAGCCGGCUUUCGAGGCCGAGGACCUGCGUCGGAGGCUAUACGUGGUGCUCGCCGAGCAGGAGGCACGAAGGGCGAUGCGGAAACGCGAGGUCAGGCCAGAAAGCACAGCGGCAAAGAAAGAGGCAGACGACGACAAGACACAAAGCCCAUCGGACUCUGCCAUAGACACCACAGAGACGGCGAAGCCAGAAGCAGCACCAGCACAGCAAGUACGCAGGGGAAAGAGCUUGGCGGCCCGAGCGACUAAGGAGUCGAACAAGGACAAGACAGACAUCAUCAAGCCCUCCCCAGAUGCGAAGCUCCGGCGGUCAAUCGACAUCGUCAAGCCUUCUCCAGAUGCGAAUAAUCUCCGGCGGUCCAGAUCCCUGCAUGACAGGCUGCGGCGCAAGCCCUCCUCCAGGGCCGCCACCACGGCAGAAGCCAUACCUCACAUGCCGACAACGCCCUAUCACCACGUGCCCCAGGAAGCGGCGGCGCAGUUCGCGCGCACGGCAACAGCCGGCAGCAUGCGCGAUAAGCAAGUCGUGCACAGCUUGUCGCAGUCGGCCAUGAAGUUCUACCUAGAGGGCAGCCCCUCGGAGCGAGCCGACCUCGAUUCCAGCAUCACGCCCGCGGCCCAGCAGCAGGCGCUGCGGAGCGCCCAGAGCCACCGCGAGAAGCUGCACGUGCGCAACCAGUUCCAGAACCCGGGCCGCAUUGCCGAGACCGAGGAGAGCGAGCACAAACGACACUCGAUCCCGGCACGCAAGUCGGCGCCGGGCCCUAGGCCGUCGAACAGGAAGAGCAUAUACGGCGCGGGUGUGGAUAUGGCGGAUGAUGAGGAUUUCGGUAGAUUGCACCAUCUCCAUCAUCACCACGGCAUGAACGACUUUCGCGUAAACGACGUGUCGUCUGACGAGACGCUGGUGGUCGACACGACGCUUGUCAACAUGCACCGCGUCGACUGGACGCAGAGCGACGAGAUGCACCACACCCACUUCCACACGCGCCACAACCACGAGAAGCCGCAGGGCCCGUCGCUGAGGAAGGCAGAUUCGAUCUGGACGCUGAAGGGGCGGCUAACCAGCCUCGCGAGACUUGGCCAUGCUGCGGGUAGCAUUGGGAGGCCUGAGGAGGUGAUCCGCGAGAAGGACGGCGACUUUGUCGGCUCGCCCAAGGCUCCUAAGUCGGGAUUUCUGGCUCGGUUCCGGCGGCAAGCGGUGGUGUAG
Molecule: messenger RNA, 1308 nt
Organism: Anthostomella pinea
Lineage: Eukaryota; Fungi; Ascomycota; Sordariomycetes; Xylariales; Xylariaceae
Source: the annotation of a GenBank genome assembly